AUGCCAUAUUGUGGUAUAGAAUGUCAAUCAGCUGAUUGGUCCAAACAUAAGAAUAUCUGUGCUCAAGUCAGUAUAAUGCCGAAAGAACUACCAGUAGAAGAUGAUGGAUUUGAAGUUUCACUUGGUGAAGAUAUCUAUGAGUAUUUACCAAAAGAAGAUCGUGAAGCUGUCAAACAAGUAUGUGGUAAGAAGUUAACAUCUUAUAUUCAGAGAACAGAUGAAGGUUAUCGAAAUAUGAUAUCUAAAGUUUCACCAACACAUUCUUCACCUAAACCAGAGAAAAUCUCACCAACUACACAUUCACCAUCACAGAGUAAUCGCAAAUCUAAUCUUACCCCGAAUAAGAAUAAACCAUCACCUAAUAAAUCACCUGGUAAAAGUAGAACUAAAGAAGAAAUAUCCAUACCAAAUUUUAAAGAUUUACCACAUAAAGUAAUAACUAUGAAUACAGACAUAUUGACCAUAGUGACCUAUAUAGAAUCACCAGAUAGUUUCUGGGUCAGUGAGACUAAAGAUAUGGAACAUGCAUUUGUAUACAGUCAAGAAUUAGAAAAGGAUCCAGUGGCGACUAUCAAGAAAGCACCAAUAUCAGGUCAACUGUUUGCUUGUAGAUAUGAAGGAAUGUGGUGCCGUUCUCAAGUUUUAUCUCUAUCAUCAGACAGUCAGAUGGCUAAAAUAUCAUAUAUUGAUUUCGGCAAUGUUGAAAAUGUUCCUCUGAAAAGAUUACAUUAUCUUCCACCAAAUAUGGCUACAAUUUAUCCAUUGGCUAUAGAAUGUAAAAUAAAUGGUAUAUAUCCAACAGAUAUGAAGGGUUGGCCUAAAAACUGCCUGUUAAACUAUAUACAACCUAAUUCACUAUGUACCAUCAAUGUAAAACAGAAAUAUAACACUCAAUAUCUGGUUACAUUGAAAGGAUCAGAAGGGGCAGAUGUAAUUCAAAGUAUGAUAAAAGCUAACAUAGCCCAAAGAGAAAGAAGUAAAGUGUAUAGUAAACAUAUAAAAACAUUAGUACAGGAGUUAAAACCAGGACAAGAGAUAAAGUUAUUGAUAGUUAUAGCCAAAUCACCUCGAGAUUUCAAGGCACAGAUUGAUGAACCUACUUACAGAAAUAUUCUUGAUGCCUUCACUACAGAAUUAGACAGAGUCUGUGAACAGAAUUCUAUCAAUCAAUACAGACCAGAAGUAGAUGAGAUAGUAUCAUGUAAAUAUGUUGAUAGUCAUUGGUAUAGAGCUGUUGUAUUGAAAGUGACCAACGCUGCUGCUAUAGUAUAUUUCUUGGAUUAUGGAGACGAGCAAGAGAUCAUACAGUCUAAUAUCCAACCAUUAUCAGGAGAACAGGUGGAUUACCCUGCUCAAGCUAUUAAAUGUUCACUGAAAGACGUCAAGACUUUUGAUCCAUCUUACAUUGACGUUGUUGACCAGAAAUUUUCAGACCUGAGUUUAAGACUAGAGUGUAAAUAUAAGGCUAAAGUUGUCGAUGUACAAGGAGAUGUGGCCAUUGUGGAUUUGCUGGACAAUAAAGGCAGAUGUGUAUCUGAUAUUUUAAGAGAUUGUAUAGAUCAAGCUAGUUACCAACAGCAACAAUCGUCAGGUCAAGCUGAAGUAACUACCAAACAAUCUGAAAAUCAACAUCGUAAGAGUCCUUCACCACUAUUUGUAGCUCAAUCACCAAAGAAACUAGAAAAAUGUGAAACUGAAUCUUUACCACUGAAUCAAACAGUUUCUUGUGUAUUUGCAAGUUUUCUACCAAAUUCUCAUUUCUGUGUCAGCUUGUUCACUAAUUUUCCAUUUCUGGCUGAAAUCAUGACUAAAAUCAAUGAGGAAUGUUUGAGGACAUCAGAGAGCUAUUUACCAAAGAUUGGAGAAUAUAUCUGUGCCUUGUUUCAAGGAGGAUGGUACCGUGCUAGAACUCUCAUCAAAGAUGGAGACAAAAUUACUGUCUAUUUCCUAGAUUAUGGCAACACAAGCGAAGUUUCUGUGAAAGAAAUCCGAAAACUGAAUCCAGAUCAUUUACAACUACCUGCUCAAGCUAUUCACUGUUGCUUUGUUGGUAUAAAUGUCCCUUUAUCAAGUGAACAAAUAACUCAAUUGGAAACUGUUCUCCAACAUGAUAAAUUCAACGUUAAAGCCUUAACAGUUGUCGACAAAGUCUACAAAGUUGUGGUCAAUUUAGCUGAUUCCACUAAUGUCAAUGAAAUCAUACUCCAAGCUUUAUCAGAGUCGCAAGUCGAGGUCAGUGAUACUCAAUCAACUUCAUCAUUAAAACUGGAAACUCCAGAAGAUUCUCCAUCAACAACUUCAUCUUCACCUACCACCUCUGAAGUGUUAACUGUCCAGUUGCCCCUAAACAAACCAAUAGAAUGUAUAUUUACAUCAUUUCUUCCAGAAGCUAAAUUUUGUGUUGGUUUAUUUGAAAACUUGAGAAACCUAGCUGAGAUUAUAACUGAAAUCAACACACAAUGUGCUGCAUCAGAAGAAAGUUAUCUUCCUAAAAUUGGAGAAUAUGUAGCCGCUUUGUUUGAAGGUAGUUGGUAUCGGGCUGAGGUUUUAAAUAUCCUGGAUGAUAAAAUAACAGUUCUCUUCAUAGAUUAUGGCAAUAACAGUGAUGUUUCUGUGAAAGAAAUACGUAAAUUGAAUCCAAGACAUCUCAAAUUACCAGCUCAAGCCAUCACUUGUUCAUUUGAUGGUAUAGAUGCACCUCUUUCUAAAGAUCAACAGACUCAACUUGAAGGUAUAUUACAUGAGGACAAAUUGAGUGUCCAGGCUUCCAGUGUUACUGAUGGUGUUUACAGAGUGACUGUUAUAAUGUCUGAUUCUAUGAAUAUCAAUGAAGUUCUCCAGCAAGCACUCUCUAUUACAGAAACUCAACCUGCUGAUGCUGAAAAGAUACACGUAUCAGACACUAUAGAAAAUAAACCAAGUGCCCCUCCCAAUGUCUCAGAGUCAAAAAUAGAAGCAGUUUCUGUCCCUGAAGUACCCACAGAAAAGAUACCUUUGAAUAAAUCUACCACAUGUAUAUUUACAAGUUUUCUUCCCAAAUCUCAAUUUUGUGUUGGUUUAUUUGAAAACUUGAGAAACCUAGCUGAGAUUAUAACUGAAAUCAACACACAAUGUUCAGCAUCAGAAGAAAGUUAUCUUCCUAAAAUUGGAGAAUAUGUAGCAGCUUUGUUUGAAGGUAGUUGGUAUCGGGCUGAGGUUUUAAAUAUCCUGGAUGAUAAAAUAACAGUUCUCUUCAUAGAUUAUGGCAAUAACAGUGAUGUUUCUGUGAAAGAAAUACGUAAAUUGAAUCCAAGACAUCUCAAAUUACCAGCUCAAGCCAUCACUUGUUCAUUUGAUGGUAUAGAUGCACCUCUUUCUAAAGAUCAACAGACUCAACUUGAAGGUAUAUUACAUGAGGACAAAUUGAGUGUUCAGGCUUCCAGUGUUACUGAUGGUGUUUACAGAGUGACUGUUAUAAUGUCUGAUUCUAUGAAUAUCAAUGAAGUUCUCCAGCAAGCACUCUCUAUUACAGAAACUCAACAAGCAGAAACAGAAAAGGCGCCUAAAACAGAUGUUAAAGAAACAGAAGAAAAACAAGUUCCUCGUAAACUUGAUACAAACUCGCCCAAAACUCCAAAAGGACCAUCGCCAAUAGUUUCACAAGCCAUUGCACCUUCUGAAGUAGCCACAGAAAAGUUGCCGUUAAAUAAACCAAUUGCAUGUGUUUUUACAAGUUUUCUACCAGAGUCUCAGUUUUGUGUCAGCCUGCAUGAAAAGUUCACAGACUUGGCAGAGGUCAUGAUGAAAAUUAAUAAAGAAUGCAAAGCCACACCCGAGAGUUACCUACCGAAAAUUGGGGAGUUUGUUUGUGCACUGUAUCAGCAAAUGUGGUAUCGUGCUAAUGUAUUAAGCCACACUGAUGAUAAAUUCAUUGUUAUAUUCAUAGACUAUGGAAAUACCAGUGAAGUCACUGUUGCUGAAAUCAGGAAAUUAAACCCAGAACAUUUGGAAUUCCCAGCUCAAGCCAUUCCUUGCUCCUUUGAUGGUGUGAAAACCCCUUUAACAAUUGAACAGCAAACUGAACUGGAAUCCAUCUUGCAAUCUGGCAUUUUUACUGUGCACGCUUCCUCGCUUGUGGAUGAAAUUCACAAAGUUGUAGUUGUUUUACAGAACGGUUCCAAUAUUAACGAAGUGUUGAAGGUCGCUCAAGAGGAGACAAUGCAUGAAGCAGACAUCGGAAAACCUCCCAUUGAUACUCCUGAUCCAGCAAGUCCAACAAAUGAAAUCACAAAAACUUCUCUUGGGCAGAAAGAAAGGAAACUUGCACCAUCCGAACCUGAAUCAAAGUCACUACUGAAAAUGGCUGCCUGUGAUUUUCCUCUUGAUGGAUCUGAAGUAUUGACGAUGUUCGCUACAUUUUUAUCAUCCAGUGAAUUCUGUGUGUUAAAAGCUGAUUCUUAUCCAACGUUCUGUGAACUAAGUGUUGAAGUUAACAACUACAGUACAUCUAACUCGGACAGUUAUAAACCAGUGAUAGAUGAAUCUGUUUGUGCUCUAUACCAAGAUGCUUGGUAUCGCGCUCAAGUUAAAAAUAUCAGUGAUGAUAAAUACACUGUAUUUUUUGCAGACUUCGGAAACACUCAUGACGUUUCUUCCAGCGAAAUAAGAAAAAUUUUGCCUUGUCAUUUAGAAUUUCCGUCUCAGGCUGUGAAGUGUUGUUUUGCAGGAUUGAAGUCAAAGAUUGAUAAAACUAAAAAAGCAGAAGUGGAGUCAUACCUGUCUCAAGCUGCGUUCAAUGUGAGAAUUGUGGGUAUCCAAGAUGGCGUCCAUUUGGCAAUUGUAACUCUAAGUGAUGGAACAAAUUUGAAUGAAGCCUUGAUAGCGUUAUUAGACAAAUCUGAUGGAAAUUCAUCAUCCAAAUCAGAUGUAGAAGAAACUCAAUCUAAAUCCUUUGAAUUGAAAUCUACAGAAUCCAUUGUGACCUUGGAUAAGCCUACUUCUGUUGGAUUUGAAAUUCAGCACAUUAAUGGGAUUUGUGACUUUUAUGUACUAGUAUCAGAUUCAAGUGUAAAGGAUGCAUUAGAAGCGAUUGAUUUGGAAUUGGCCCGUGUGAAACCAGUAGACUAUAAACCCAUGAAAGGCGAAUAUGUGUGCUGUAAAUUUGAAGGUGUAUGGUAUCGUGCAGUAGUUAUUGACAUUACUAGUGAUGCUAACUAUGAGGUUUUAUUCAUUGACUACGGUAACACUUCCCUAGUUACACCUUCUUCAGUGCGUCAAUUUACAUCCAGCUUGGCUUCUAUUCCUCCUCUGGCUCUACAUUGCAGUCUUUAUAACGCUAUUGACAAUGGACAAGAAAGUUUGGUGAAAUUUGCUGAAUUCUUGAAUAGUAAUCACGACUUAAAAAUGAUUUUAAUGGAAAAGAAAGAUGACACUCAUUUUGUGAACGUUAUUUUAUCAAAUGGUCAGUGCUUGAACAAUGAAUUCCGUCCAAAAUCUCCAGUCAUACCAACAUUGGCUCACUCAGAAAUUCGAGAAGAAAAAUUACCCCAAGAUAAACAAGUACCUUGUGUCUUUUCUUGCUUCCUUCAAGACUCUGUUUUUUGUGUCAGUUUAUAUGAACGGCACUCUAAGUUGGCUAGUGUGAUGGAAACACUCAAUGGUGAAUGUACGACCACCCCAGAAAGUUACUUACCCAAAAUAGGAGAACAUGUCAGUGCUCUGUAUGAAAACAUGUGGUAUAGGGCUAAAGUUUUAAAUCAAAAGGACGACAAAUUUACUGUUUUGUUCAUAGACUAUGGUAACACUAGUGAUAUUUUCGUCAAAGACAUUAGAAAAUUAAAUCCAUCACUUUUAGACUUGCCAGCUCAAGCUAUCAAAUGUUCCUUCUAUGGAAUACAUAUACCUCUUAAUAGUGACCAGCAAGCAAAGAUUGAGACUAUGCUCAAUAAAGACAUUAUAAACGUCCAAGCUUCUUCCACAGUGGACGAGAUAUACAAAGUUAUCGUUACUUUAACUGAUGGAAUUAACAUCAAUGAUGUUAUAAUCCAAGCUUUCUCAGGAUCACCAACUUCAGAAACAAAACCAUUGAAGAAAACAGAUUCUCAGAAAGAAGAAGCAGUACCUGAAAUAACACUAGCACCAAAACGUGAAGUUGAGCAUUAUAAAAUGUCAGAUAUAAAGUUUGUAGUACCAUCCGAUGAUGAAUUGACCGUUAUAUUUACUCAUGUAGUAGAUCCUGACAAUAUUUACUGUCAUUCAGCUUCCGAAGGUAGUACAGAAGCUAUGAUGGCUCUAAGUACUCUAUGUCAGUCAAUGGCUGACUAUUGUGAAAAGUCUGUAAUGGAUGUAGAACCUCUAGUUGAUCAUCUCUAUUGUGGGUUGAUGGCAGGUGAAGACUGGUAUAGAUGUGUAGUUAAAGAACUAAGAAAUGAUAAAGUUUUGAUACAAUUUAUUGAUAUUGGUGAAGAGAAAGAAUUAUUGAAAUAUAAUUUACGUCCAUUUUUACCAGAGUUCAUGACUUUACCAGUUUAUAUCUUUAAAUGUGCAGUAAAUGGUAUAAAACCAAUAGGUGAGAAGUGGGGUACUGGAGCAGGUCAUCUCAUUAACUCAUUCACUGGUGAUAAAAAUAGAAUAAAAGUUGUACGUCGAGAAGAGAAACUAUUAUACUGUGAUAUUGUGACAGGGUCAGGACAAACUGAUCUCAAAACAGAAUUAUUACGUCAAUGUCUGGGUGUAGAGAAAUCUACAGAUCAUCAACCUACACCUGAAGAAGAUGAGGAAGAAGCCAUCCGAAGACAAAUAGCAGAAUUACAAGCUAAGUUAGCUCGCAAAGUUAAAAUAUAG
Messenger RNA from Lottia gigantea (owl limpet), 6822 nucleotides. RefSeq lists its product as hypothetical. The transcript is spliced from 14 exons. The coding region runs from base 1 to 6822 and encodes 2273 amino acids. Lineage: Eukaryota; Metazoa; Mollusca; Gastropoda; Lottiidae. The record is from RefSeq and is a predicted model, not a curated record.